Loa loa (African eye worm) is the source of this 1125-nucleotide messenger RNA. RefSeq lists its product as hypothetical. Gene Ontology annotation, cellular component: GATOR1 complex; vacuolar membrane. The record is from RefSeq and is a predicted model, not a curated record. The transcript is spliced from 9 exons. Gene Ontology annotation, biological process: negative regulation of TORC1 signaling; cellular response to amino acid starvation; positive regulation of autophagy. Gene Ontology annotation, molecular function: GTPase activator activity. Bases 1 to 1125 code for a protein of 374 amino acids. Lineage: Eukaryota; Metazoa; Nematoda; Chromadorea; Rhabditida; Onchocercidae.
AUGUAUGCUGCAACAAGUACCUACCUUUCUCAAUUGAUCAAUCUGCCAAAGCUGAAAGCUAUCAUUUUUGCCGAAUUCGAUGCAGAUAAAGGUCCAGUGAUUAGAAUACAAGUACCCGACUUCCUUUUCGACACAAAAAGAUUUGAUACAUUUUCAAAUGCAAUCAUACCUAAACCAGAACUUUUUCAUCGACUUAUCAAAGUGAACCAUGUUGAAAAUAAUGAUGGGAAAGUAUACAAAGUGAUGGGACAUCCUGUUGGUAUCGAGUCUGAUUCAUAUGCUCGCGGUCGCUAUAUAUUCAAUGUCUGUUUUGUGGUUGACAAAAGCAGUCAGAUUGAUUGCAUGUAUGAACCGAUGGUGCAGAAAUGUGCGGCUUACUUAACACAAAUGGAAAAGGAUACGCGUUUUUUGUCACAGUCACAGGACAAACUACCUGGUUUAUUGCUGAACAUAUUCGAAGGUCUUAACGAACAUGGUCAGUGUAAAAUCCCUGUUACCGAUCAGACAACUAUAUACUUAAAAUUGUGCCCUUCGUUUCAUGGUAUUGAGCCACCUAAGGUGGAGCCAUAUAUGGUCCCAAUGUUCACACAAGUACCACCACCGAAUACACCAAAUCAUAUCCCAAGAAUGGAUGUUCUCUCGCAAAAGAUUUGUCCCCAAGUGGAUGGUGUACGUUGCAUUCAGGAAAUUGCCAUGAUGGUGCAAAUAGAUACUGAUCUCGUAAUGCGAUGCGUUCGUAAUUUGCACUUCUACGGUUGCCUAGCAUUGAUACCUCUCUUUAUGUAUGCUAAUACCUAUGUUGCUACCGAACAGCUACAUGAUUUUUAUAUGAAUGCUGAUCUCAUCGAAACAGGUAUGACAAUGAAAGUUUGGUGCGAAAGGAUGUCACCUAGGCGGUACAAUGUUGACGAGAGACGUGCGAUACAGUUUGGUAUAUGUCACGGUUUUAUUCGAAAGCUGUGCAUUUAUCCUGUUUCUUUGAAGAAGGGCGAUCUGCGAAGGAUAGCCAAACUAUGUGACGGUACUCGUUCACUGGAAGACUUAGCAGUAAUUUUUGCUGUUUCACCGGUAAAACUGUUGGAUGCAGUUCGUAAUGACGGAAAUUUCGUUUUCAUUUCAAAGUAG